GCUCGGCCGGGGGCCGGGGCUACUGACCGAGGCUGCUCGUUGCCAGGUCCGCGCCCGAGAAGACUCCCGCGUGCGGUCCAAGCGCCUGCCCGAGGCCCGCCCGGAGCAUGCCGCCUGCAGCCAUGAGGGGCCUCGGCCUGGUGCUGCUGGCCGCUCUGCUGUGCUCUGCGCCCGCUCACAGCCUGUGGUGCCAGGACUGCACACUGACCACCAACUCCAGUCACUGCACGCCGAAGCAGUGCCAGCCAUCGGACACAGUGUGCGCCAGCGUGCGGAUCACCGAUCCCAGCAGCAGCAGGAAGGACCAUUCCGUGAACAGGAUGUGUGCCUCGUCCUGCGACUUCGUUAAGCGGCACUUUUUCUCAGAUUACCUGAUGGGUUUCAUUAACUCUGGGAUCUUGAAAGUGGACGUGGACUGCUGCGACCAGGAUUUGUGCAACGGGGUGUCCGUGGCCAGGGGCAGCCCCUGGGCCCUGGCCGGCGGCCUCCUGCUCAGCCUGGGGCCUGCCCUCCUCCGGGCUGGGCCCUGAGGUCCCCUCCCUCCCGCAGGGCUUCUGAGCUGCUUUCCUGGAGCUUGUGGCUGCCCCCUCCUCAGCCUGGCCUGGCUGGGGCUGGGGGCAGCCUUGGCCUGGCUCCACCAUCUGUGGCCCUCGCCCCUCCCCGUCUCUCUACCAGCUCUGAGUCCCAGCCAGCAGGAUGUGUCCAGGACGCCAGGUGUCAGGUGGCAGGAGGCCUGGGGGUGAGGGGAGCAGCUGGGACCUCUAGGUCUCUGAGGGGAGGCUGGGCUGGGCCGGGCCGGCUCAGCAGCCUGGCUGUGAAGGCAGGAUCCGCAGAGUGACAAAGUCACUACUGAGUCUGGGGACCUGGGUCUGGCCUGGGCGUGGGGCGGAGGUUCCUGGCAGGGCAGGGAGUGAGGUGCCGAGGAAGCGGUCGGGCAGGUGGGCACAGGGGUGCUGGGGGCCGCGGGUGUUGCGCUGGGCUUCCUGGGGCUGAGUGAGGUUUGGGGGCAGUGGGCUGGGGGAGGGUUAGAGUCAGGUGAAGAAGACGACAGGGUGAGCCCGAGGGUGGGUGAGGCCUUAUCGCCUGUGCACGCUGUGGACAGUGGACACGCACAGACGUGCACAGACACUAGCACACGCACCGGGCGCACACCCCCCACGCCUGCAGUGGUACACGCAUCCACUCACACACACGCUCACUCCCACAGGCACGCACAGACCAGCACGCACGCACCGUGGCUCACGCUGCCCAAGCCUGCAGAGUGGGACACUCACAUCCGCUCACGUACUCACGCUCACUCCCACUGGUGCGCACACGCGUGCACACUGAACCAUCUACAUCCCACUAGCACAUGGACCGGUGUGCCACGCCACAGACAGCCACACACGCCCGCGUCCCACACAGUGACGCACGGACGCACAUGCCCCUGUGUGUAGGACCCUUGUUCCUGUUCUCACUUCCUCUCCGUUGGCCCUGCGGGUGACCGGACUCGGGGCGAGCCCCCUGAGCGGUCAGGGCUCCCGCAGGCCCACAUGGAGCCCUCAAACACAUGGACUCUGCCUCUUAAGCAGAUGUCCCCGUCCCCACCCUGAGUCGGGCACCACCACGGACGGGUCCCGAAGGCCAGCCCUGGGAAGCACAGACCGGCCGGGCACGCGGGCGGGAGGAGGCAGGGGCGGACCCCGGGAGCUGAGCCUCGGGUGCUGCUUCUCCUGGCCCUUCUUCCUCCAGCCGUGGGUCUGUGGUCUCGUCCUUGUUCCCAAGCCCAGCCCAGCCUCCCACACUCACUGGCCAUGUGGCUCAUCCUGUGGCACUUGGCGGCUGCUCCAGGCUUCCUCUGGGGUCAGGUCAUCGUCCAGUCUCCUUCGUCCUUGUGCGGCUGACCCAGGCCACGGUCACUCCUGGGUCCUGGCUCCUUAGCAAGUACAAUGGUUCUACUAAGAGCUUGCCUCGGCCUGCCUUCCAGCCUUCUCUCACGAGCCAUGGAGAGGGAUCUGGGGGUCUGGGGUCAGUGAACCAGAGAGGACAGCGGGGUCGCUGGAGACCGUCAUCAGCUUCCUGCUGGUGGAAAUGGCCAAGGGACUUGUCCGAGGGUCGUCUCUGGUCUGUUUUAAGUUUGCUCUGCUGCUCUGCAAUGUACCCCACCCUGUCCCCGCCCAAACCUCAGUAAAGUGUGCUACCCAUCG
This is a messenger RNA of Pteropus alecto (black flying fox), 2186 nucleotides long. It is a transcript of the gene LY6H, whose product is annotated as lymphocyte antigen 6 family member H. Gene Ontology annotation, cellular component: plasma membrane. Gene Ontology annotation, molecular function: acetylcholine receptor binding; acetylcholine receptor inhibitor activity. The transcript has 3 exons. Gene Ontology annotation, biological process: acetylcholine receptor signaling pathway. The record is from RefSeq and is a predicted model, not a curated record. NCBI's taxonomy places the organism in Eukaryota, Metazoa, Chordata, Mammalia, Chiroptera, Pteropodidae. Bases 108 to 530 code for a protein of 140 amino acids.